AUGGCUUCUUCUCAUACAUUAGAGCAAAUAUGUAUUGAGCAACCAACCACACUUGAAAAAUCUCCGAAAAUUACUACUCAAAACAAGUCCACUACUAAGCAAGUAGUGGAACGUGCUCAGUGGCUCCGAGCUGCAGUUCUCGGAGCCAAUGAUGGGUUGCUCUCAACAGCCUCGCUAUUGCUCGGUGUUGGUGCAGUCAAGGAUGACCGUUGGUCCAUGGCUCUAGCUGGCCUCGCUGGAGCUUUAGCGGGGGCUUGUAGCAUGGCGGUAGGAGAGUAUGUAUCCGUUUCAACUCAACGAGACAUUGAAGAGAAACACUAUUUUCAAGAAAACAAGCCCUCGUAUAGUAGUCGGGAAAUUGUGUUGCCGAAUCCUCACAAGGCGGCUGGGGCUUCAGCACUGGCCUUUUUGAGUGGUUCGGUUGUUCCUUUGAUACCGGCUGCAUUGGUUGUUGAUCACGCGAUGAGAGUCGUAGUGAUUGUGGUGGUGGCUACUCUGGCGUUAGCCCUUUUAGGUUGGGCUAGCGCCGAGUUUGGUGGGUCCUUUCGCCCUAAGGUUUCGGCAUUGAGAGUUGUGGUUGGAGGAUGGCUGGCCAUGGCUGUUACUUAUGCUUUGCUUAAGCCUUUUGAUAGAGACCAUGACAAGAAGGAUUGAUAAGUACAUAUA
This is a messenger RNA of Cannabis sativa, 666 nucleotides long. Its product is annotated as vacuolar iron transporter homolog 2-like. Gene Ontology annotation, molecular function: iron ion transmembrane transporter activity; manganese ion transmembrane transporter activity. Bases 1 to 654 code for a protein of 217 amino acids. The transcript has 2 exons. Gene Ontology annotation, biological process: intracellular manganese ion homeostasis. Gene Ontology annotation, cellular component: membrane. The record is from RefSeq and is a predicted model, not a curated record. Lineage: Eukaryota; Viridiplantae; Streptophyta; Magnoliopsida; Rosales; Cannabaceae.